CGAGCCGAGCCGAGCCGGGCCGCCCGCGGCUCCGAGGCCUCACCAUGCUGCGAGCCUUUAGCCACACAGGCAAUAGGUGUGCAUUCCGCCCUGCUGGGUGCCGGCACCACCACAAACCCGUGCUGGCUAUCAGGAGGGAAGAUGUCAGUGCUUGGGAACGCAGAGCUCCACUGGCACCCAGGCAUGUCAAGGAGCUGACACAGAUGGGUUACAAAGUGCUGGUGCAGCCAUCGAACCGGAGAGCCAUCCAUGAAAAGGACUACAUCAAAGCAGGCGGUAUUAUUCAGGAAGAUAUUUCUGAGGCUUCUCUGAUAGUGGGUGUGAAGAGACCUCCAGAGGGCAAGUUAAUCCCUAAGAAGAACUACGCCUUCUUCUCGCACACCAUUAAAGCCCAAGAGGCAAACAUGCCCCUUUUGGAUGAGAUUCUGAGACAGGAAGUUCGACUGUUUGACUAUGAAAAAAUGGUUGAUCAUAAAGGAAUGCGAGUUGUGGCCUUUGGAAAGUGGGCUGGUGUAGCAGGAAUGAUCAACAUUUUGCAUGGAUUGGGAUUACGAUUUUUAGCCCUGGGACAUCACACUCCCUUUAUGCACAUUGGGAUGGCACAUAACUACAGGAAUAGCAGUCAGGCUGUGCAGGCAGUGCGAGACGCUGGAUAUGAAAUUUCACUGGGACUGAUGCCAAAGUCAGUUGGGCCUUUGACAUUUGUGUUUACAGGCACUGGUAAUGUGUCUAAGGGUGCCCAAGAAAUGUUCAAUGCCCUGCCAUGUGAGUUUGUGGAACCACAUGAGUUGAAGGAAGUUUCCCGAUCUGGAGACCUCAGAAAAGUCUAUGGGACAGUGUUAAGCCGUCACCAUCAUCUUGUAAGGAAGCGUGAUGGAAUGUAUGAUCCAGCAGAUUAUGAUAAACAUCCAGAACUUUACACUUCUCGCUUUAACACUGAUAUUGCACCUUACACAACUUGUUUGAUUAAUGGCAUAUACUGGGAACAACAUACUCCUCGCUUAUUAAGUCGACAAGAUGCUCAGAAGCUACUGGUGCCAGUUAAAUCUGCUGCUAGUGCACCUGAGGGCUGUCCUGAGUUACCACACAAACUUUUGGCAAUAUGUGACAUUUCAGCAGACACUGGAGGAUCUAUAGAAUUUAUGACAGAGUGUACAACAAUUGACAGUCCAUUUUGUAUGUAUGAUGCUGAUCAGCAUAUUAUUCAUGACAGCGUUGAAGGCUCUGGUAUUCUGAUGUGUUCCAUUGAUAAUCUGCCAGCACAGCUUCCUAUAGAAGCAACAGAAUACUUUGGUGACAUGCUUUUCCCAUAUAUUGAAGAGAUGUUGUUAUCAGAAGGCUCAGAACCUCUUGAAAACCAGAAUUACUCACCUGUUGUUCGAGAUGCAGUGAUCGCAUCCAAUGGCUCACUGACAGCUAAGUAUGAAUAUAUCCAGAAAUUGAGGGAGAGCAGGGAGCACGCCCAGUCACUGAGCAUGGGUAAUAAGAAGAGGGUUUUAGUGCUCGGCUCUGGCUAUGUUUCUGGCCCUGUACUUGAGUAUCUCACUAGAGAUUCUGAUGUCAACAUCACCAUCGCUUCUGUGAUGAAGGAACAACUUGAACAGCUGACGAAAAAAUACAGCAAUGUUACUUCAGUUCAUAUGGAUAUUAUAAAGGAUGAGGAAAAGCUGUCCUCUCUGGUGAAGAAACACAACCUUGUGAUCAGUUUGCUGCCUUAUUCAGUACAUCCUUUGGUUGCUAAGAAAUGUAUCGACAACAAAGUGAACUUGGUAACAGCCAGCUAUUUAACACCAGCCAUGAAAGAACUCCAGGAGAGUGUAGAGGCUGCUGGUAUCACAGUUAUCAGUGAAAUGGGCUUGGAUCCUGGUCUUGACCAUAUGUUGGCAAUGGAAUGCAUUGACAAGGCAAAGGAAGUUGGUGCUACGGUUGUAUCCUACACUUCUUUCUGUGGUGGCCUGCCAGCUCCAGAGCACUCUGAUAAUCCUCUGAGGUACAAGUUCAGUUGGAGCCCUCAAGGAGUCUUGCUGAAUACCGUUCAGUCUGCUACGUAUUUAAAAAAUGGAGAGGUUAUCAAUAUUCCAGCGGGAGGAGCAUUGCUUGAUUCUGUUACAGCAAUGGAUUUUUAUCCAGGAUUAAAUUUGGAAGGUUUUCCUAACAGAGACAGUACAAAAUAUGCUGAACCAUAUGGAAUUCAGACAGCUCACACUUUGUUAAGGGGCACCUUAAGAUACAAAGGAUACUCUAAAACUAUGGGAGGCUUUGUAAAGUUAGGGUUAAUUAACCCAGAUCCUUCUCCUUUACUAAACUCAACCAUGCCACUUCUAACUUGGAAAGAGCUCAUGUGCAAACUGGUUGAAAUUCAGUCUCCUGCUGAGUACUCUGUGCUUAAAGAAGCUGUAUUUAACAAGCUGGAUAGAGACAAAAGUCAGCUGGAGGCUGUGGAAUGGCUAGGAUUACUGGGAGAUGAGCCAGUUCCAGCAGCAGAUUCCAUUGUGGGGGCUCUUGCAAAGCACAUGGAGACAAAGCUGCCAUUUGGCACUGGGGAGAGAGAUAUGAUUGUUAUGAGGAAUGAAAUAGGUCUCAGGCAUCCUUCUGGCCAUUUGGAAGACAAAUUUAUUGAUCUGGUUGUCUAUGGUGAUAGCAAUGGAUAUUCUGCCAUGGCCAAAACUGUAGGAUACCCGACGGCUAUUGCUGCUAAGAUGGUUCUAGAUGGUGAAAUAAAUACCAAAGGCAUGGUUAUACCACUGACAAAGAAGAUUUAUGGACCAAUACUGGAGCGUGUUAAGGCAGAAGGCAUUACAUACAAUACUCAUAAUGUUAUCAGACAGUAACUGGAAGCAAUGAAUUGAAUCUGGUUUUGGCACUGUUUGUUUUCCCACACAUACAGCUCGAAGAUUCUCAAUUGGGACCAGUUAAAGACAGGAUCUGGUAUUUCACACCUAAAUGGUGCCUUCUGUAGAAUCAAUCACCUGACUUUGUUGUAGAAACUGUAGAUACUCGGAUGCAUGAGUUAUGUUAUUUUCUUUCCAGUACUUUUACACCCAUGUUUCAGCACUUAUCAGAUAUUUACUUAAAUGUUUUCUAAAUAACUCCUAUUUUUAAAUUGAGUUCAUCUCCUAAGUGUAUAGGAUGGGGUUAUUACUAAGGCAAAAUGCAGCUGAAAGGAAAAUCCACUACUGACUUUUGUGAAGGAAAAGUCUGAAUGAAUGGAAAUUAAUUCCAUUUCUUGUUUGAUUUUAUUUUUCAUGUACCAUAAACCAUUUAGCAGAGACAGAAGUUAUACUUAAAAUAUAACUCUUAUCCUGUUCUUUUUAACAGUAAAUGGGAACGUUUUCACAAUAACAACAUGAAAUAUUCUAGAUAAUUCUGUGUUACCUGCAACUAAAAGCCUAUUCAAUAUUGAAGGUGUUCAGCUGUUAACAUUUGAAGCCUAGGUCUUAUUAUUUAAAUCUUUCUCUUAUGAAUGUACACUUGAAUUCAUAGAUGGAGGUAGUGUGUUUAAAACUGCCUUCCCUCCCAUGCCCUUUCUUGGCUGCAGAAUGUUGAAAUAGCUACUGCAUGCUGCUUUCUGUUAUUAGGAGAGCAUGUGAGCACUUAGCUCUGCAGCUUGGAAGGGUAUUCAUAAACAUGCUACAGUUAAAGUGCUCAUUGGUUGCUCUAAAUGACAUGUUUACUCUUUUGACUUACACUGUGUGCCUUGUCCAAGUUAAGAACUGUUACAAAAGGGAAUUGACUGUCUAGUACAAGCAGCUUUGAAAUGCAGCAGGGUUAGAGGUUUAAAUCACUACUGUUUGAGUUAACUUUUGUCCUUUAUCAUGCUUUUGAAUUGUUGCUUUGGGGGCCUGUCCAUACUACUCAAUUCACUGCCACUUCAGAGAAAUGGGGGUUUGCAGUACACCAGCUUAUGUGGUGCUGAGUGUUGUGCUGCUCAGCCAUGCUGGUUCAGCUCUAGCAGCAGUGCAGCUGUGACAGCUCUGAGCUUUAGCCUAAGUUCAACUCCUCUCUGGCAAAACAGAAGCCAGUUACUUCUAGUUCAGGACUGCUUCUGUAGAUUUAGCUCAGGGAUUUCUGCACCACCUUGCAAUGCAGGGGUGGGUUAGAGUUUCCACUAAUUCAGAGUGAAGCCAGAUCUACCAGUUGCACUGGUACUUGUGCAGCUGUCUGGAACUCUCCUUCUCUAAAGUUGAAUGCUAAUUUUGGAAUCUGUCUCCUUUCAGUUUUUCUUACAAGUGCACUUUGCUGAUAAACGCACAGCCUUUUAUCUGCUGAGCAACAUAGUACUACUAACACAGUCCUGAAGAGUUGGAAGUCCAGAGGCUGCUCUGCCUGAUAGGAAAAGCUACCAUAAGUAUAGCUGAAGUUUUGAUCUCCAAGUCUUGCCACUCAAGAUUUGGAUUUGCUUUUAGCGUAUGUAAUGAAGCAGCAAUGGCAACAAAGAGGAGGCUGAAAGGAGCCAAAGGGGGAAGGAAGAAUGAAGGUCAAAGAUGAAGGCUUUUUGUACUGAAUCAGUGAAUGCCUUCAUGCUGUCAAAUUUGUAUUCUGUUAGAUUGCUAUGCAUGUUCUAAAUAUUGGAUGAGACCCUGGCUCCAUUUUUCUGCUUCCCCUCCCACUGCUGUUACAGGUUAUCUGUUACGUGGCUUGCACGUGCAUCCACGGUAAGCAUGGAGUCUGGAAUUAAAUAGUUCUGCUCUCUGCUUCCUCCUCUGUCCUACAGGUCAAUUAAAGGCCUACAACUAAGGUUUAAUUUUUAACUUCUGUGAGCUGGUUUCUUCCAGUUCAAUACAGUGUGACACCAGAAUCUCAACUUAAGAAUUUGUUGCCCUCCUUUACCCCAAAAAUACAAAACCAUGGAGUUAAGGCUGUAUGUAUAUAUACACCUUGCUUCUCUGCCUGGAAAAUGCAAUGUGCAGAGAAAAUUGGAACUUUUUUUUGAACUCUUAAAUAAUCCUGGAAUGACAGUGUGUUAUCUUCAAGAAACACUAUUUUUUGAAAAAAUUUCUAUCAGAAUAUAUUUGUUUCCUCAUGCAGUGAUGCUUUUUAUUUUUUUAGUGUAGACUUAAAUGUAUCAGCUUUUGUAGGAAGGUUAGAUUUCAGCUCUCUUUGCAUGUUAUUGGAAGAUAAUUGUAUCGAAUGCGCAAAAUUGGUUGAGAAAUAAAUCUGAAAGCCCA
Molecule: messenger RNA, 5168 nt
Organism: Centrocercus urophasianus (Greater sage-grouse)
Lineage: Eukaryota; Metazoa; Chordata; Aves; Galliformes; Phasianidae
Gene: AASS
Product: aminoadipate-semialdehyde synthase
Exons: 24
Coding region: 45-2831 (928 amino acids)
Cellular component (GO): cytoplasm
Molecular function (GO): saccharopine dehydrogenase activity
Source: RefSeq, a predicted model, not a curated record